UUAAAUUGCCCACUGUCGACAUGCCAUCAUUGGAUCUCUCACUACCCAAAAUGAAGUCUCCAGAUGUAGAUGUCACCCUUGAGGGUCCUGAUGUCAAGGGAGGGACGAUCGAAAUUCCAACUGCUGAUGUUUCACUUCCUAAAGGAAAAGUGGAGGGUGACAUAAAUAUCGAAGGCCCUGAGAUGAAAGGGGGCAAUUUCAAAAUUCCAAAAUUUGAUGUUUCUUUGCCUAAAGUCAGUCUCCCAGCAGGUGGUGUAAAAAUAAAGGGCCCUGAUACUAAAGGUGGGACAAUUGAGAUACCUGACAUUGAUAUUUCACUCCCUAAAGCAAACGCACACGGAGAAAUUGACAGGCAUUCUGGAAAGGGUGGAAGGUUUCAUAUGCCAUCUGUCUCUCUUCCUAAAAUCAAAGCAAAGGGACCUCAAUUCAACAUAGAAGGUGCAUAUCCAGCGUUUGAGAUUUUAGUACCUGAAGGAAAAGCUGAAGGUGACCUCAACAUCGAAGGUCCUGGCAAUAAAGGAAGCAAAUUCACAAUGCCCAAAGUUGAUAUUUCACUUCCAAAAAUGAACUUCCCAGAAGGUGAUAUCAAAGUGCAAGGACCCAACGUGAAGGGAGAAAAGGUCACAGUUCCAGAGGGUAAAGUGGAGGGAGAUAUCAAUAUUGAAGGACUCUCUGAAAAAGGAAGGUUUGAUAUCCCAAAGGUUGAAGUUGAUAAAAAAGGAGGUGGAUUCCACAUGCCAACUCUUGACAUAAAUCUUCCCAAAUUUGACCUUGACCUCAGCCUGCCCUCUGGUAUAAAAGCUAAAGGCUUCAAAGUUGAUACUCUAAGUCCUGAUGCAUCUGGAGAUUUGGAGAUGUCUGGUCUUACAGGAGGCCUUAAUCCUACCAAAUUGGAAUUUAAGAAUGAAGAUAUAGAGACAGGUGGUCUAGAAGGUCCAGGUGCAUCCCUAAAACUUCCCACAGUAAAACUACCAACAGUUGACAUCUCAGCUCCAAAGAUGGAUCUCAAUUUUGGCCUUACAAAACCCAAAGGUGAUGAUGUGGAAGUAGAACUUCUGAAAGCAGAAGGAGGAAGGCCUUCUUCAGGGGGCAGCUUUGAUCUACCUAAUGUCUUCCUCAAAGCACCUAGUUUCACUCUUCCUAGGUUUGGGGGAAAGACAAAGAGCUGUAACUUAGAAAUACCAGGACCUAAGGCACAUACCUCACUCAGUUCACCACAUGUAGAAGGAGAGAUCAGAGCACCGUCGGUGGAGUUUGAUGGAGGUGGAAAAGUCAAGGUGAAAAAACCUAAAAUCAAACUGCCCUCAUUUGGCAUGUCCAAGAAGGCUGCAGAUGUAUCAGUCUCUUGUCCUGAUGUUGAUGUUAAAGUGAAAAAGGGAAAAAUUGACAUUCAUCAACCAGAUAUCAAUGUUGACAACUCAGAUGACAUGUCAAAAUACAAAAUGAGAUUUCCCAAGUUAAAAAUAUCAUCACCCAAACGUGAACUCCCAGAGGAAAGAGUUGAAGCAAAACUGGAUGCAGAUGUAGAGGCAAAAGGUGGCUUCCAUGCACCUGGCAUCUCUUUAAAACUGCCAAAGUUUUCUAUGCCAGGCUUUGUCUCUAAAGAAAAAGACCUAGGUAAGCCAAGUGGUGACCUUGAAGCUAAAACCAAGGUCAAGAUGCCUUCUGUUGAGUUGUCGCUACCAGCAGCUAAAACACCAGAGACUGAGGUUCUUCUCCCAAAAGCAGAAGUUGAUGUUACAGAGGCUGAUAUAAGAGGCUAUGAGGGAAACCUUAAAAUUCCCAAAAUGCCAACGAUUGAUGUUUCCCUCCCCAAAUUAGACCUUGAUGUGUCCUUACCCAGAGGAAAGUCUCCAAAGAUUGAAGGACCAGACCUGGAGCUAAAAGGGGGUGAUGGAAAAUUCAAAAUGCCUCAUUUUAAUAUGCCUGCACUUGAUGUUUCACUUCCAAAAGCAAAGACUGAUUCACCAGAUUUAGAAAUGAAGGAGAUUACAGAGGGAAAGUUAAAAAUGCCUCACAUAAAAAUGCCCAACGUUGACAUAUCGCUUCCUAAAGGAAAACUCAAAGGUACUGAGGCAGAAAUAGAAGUGGAUGGACAAGGAGAAGCAAAAGUCAAAACACCUUAUCUGAAAAUGCCCGAUGCUGAUGUCUCUCUGCCUAAAGGUCAGAUUGAAGGUCCAGAAAUAGAGAUUCAAGGAGAAGGUGGAAAAUUCAAGAUGCCACAUCUAAACAUGCCUUCUGUUGAUAUUUCAUUGCCCAAAGGGAAGAUUGGAGGUCCAGAUGUUGAAGUAGAAGGACAUACCAAAGGAAAAUUUAAGAUGCCUCACUGGAAAAAGCCAGAUGUUGAUGUCUCUCUAACCAAAGGACAGAUUGAAGGUCCAGAAGUGGAGUUAAAGGGGAAAGGUGGAAAAUUUAAGAUACCACAUCUAAGCAUGCCCUCUGUUGAUAUUUCACUGCCCAGCGGAAAGACUGGAGAUGCAGAGACUGAAACAGAAGGAAAUAAAAGAGAGAAAUUUAAAACACCACAAAUAAAAAUGCCUUCAGUUGAUAUUUCAGCACCCAAGGGAAAGAUUGAAGGUGCAGAUGUUGAAAUGAAUGUUGAUGUUUCUCUACCUAAAGGAAAAGUUGAAGGUCCAGGAGUUCGAGAUGUGGAGAUCAAAGGAGAAGCUGGAAAAUUCAAGAUGCCCCACAUCAAUAUGCCUUCAGUUGAUAUUUCACUACCUAAAGGAAAAACAGAAGGUGCAGAGAUAGAGCUGGAAGGAGGUGCAGGGGGGGGGAUCAGAAUGCCUCAUGUCAAAAUGCCAGGUUUUAACGUCUCUGUACCCAAAGGAAAAUCUGGCAAAAUUGAAAGAGAGAUGGAAAUUGAGGGAGAUGGCAGCAAAAUGCCACAUAUGACAGUGCCUUCAGUCAAUAUUUCACUUCCAACGAGAAAGACUGAAGGUGCCAAUGUUGCAAUUAAGGGUGAGGGAGGAAUAUUCAGGAUGCCAAAAGUUGACAUUUCUCUUCCUAAAGGAAAACCUUCAGUGCAAGGUCCUGAGGCAGAUAUUGAGGGAGAUAGAGGAGAGUUCAAGAUGCCAAAUGUGGGCAUAUCACUUCCCGAGGGAAAAGUAAACAUUGAUACACCAGCAGAGAAAAUGGAGACAGAGGGAGGAAUCAUCAAACUGCCAGAUAUCAAGAUGCCAAAAGUUGAUAUUUCACUCCCGAAAGGCAAAAGUAAAGGUAGUGAUGUACCUGUUGUAGAGAUGAAAGUAACCAGUUCUGAUAUUAAAGUUCCAGAGGGAAAAAUACUACUGCCAGUGGCUAAAACCACUGAAGCAGAGAUUAACUUACCAAGUGGUAAGGCUGAUCUGGACACUGGGGCUAUUGGAGGAGCUGAUUUGCAUUUUGAGGGUGAGCACAAAGGCCUAAAAUUCAAAGUGCCAACAAUAGAUAUCAAAGGUCCAAAAGGAGGCUUAGAACUUGAUGUUGGACUUCACAAAGGGGAGGGCAAAAAGGACAGGAAAAAAGUUGAUCUACCUGACUUAGAUGUCACUACAGAAACCAGCGGCAAAGUAAAAGGGCCUAAAGUCAAAGGAACAAAAUUCAAGAUUGGAAUGCCAAAAAAGAAAAACGGUGGAGAAAGAUUUGAGUAUUUUGAAGUUGAAACCCAGAAUGGUCAUAAAGAUGACAAAGAUCAUGUUAACCAUCCAGUACCAGAAGUUACAUUACCAAGUGUAAGUCUAAAAGCAGAAGUGAAAGGAGAGGGUGGCUCCUCAUCUCCGCAUGCAGGAAUCAGAGUCCCCAAAAUACCAGACAUAGAGUUUGAUAUUGGCUCAUCUCAAGGUGGAGAUGACAGCAAAACAGAAAAAGGCAAGAAAAUCAAAAUCCCUAAGUUUGGCGUCCCAUUACCCUCCCUAUCCUCACCAGAGGAAAGUGUGAAUGUCCAUGGGCCAGAAAUUCAGUAUGAGGGCCCUAAAAUGCCUAAAGUAAAGAAAGCGGUUUUUGUCUUGGUAGACACUCCUCCAACAAAUGAGCCUGCUACAAGCACAAGUCCCUUAAAAGGGGAAGCAAUGGCUGAGGCUGAGACAGAGAAUGUCAAAGUGAAGAUGCCCAAAAUCAAAAAGAAGCCAAGCUUUGGAAAGUCCAAAGAAAAGUCAGCUGCUGCAAGUGCAGAAAAAGAAGGGGCAGAAGAAGAAAAGUCAAAGGGGGGAAGAAUAAAGAUGCCUAAAGUGUCAUUUUCGUCUGGCAAAUCUGCAUCAUUUGGUGGUGACACUGUCAAAAGAGAAGGUUCAAGUUCAAGUCUCAAUGGUGAAAGCCCUCACAAGGGCUCCAAGGAAGAGAAGGUGGCAUUCAGUGGUAAAAUCAAACUCCCAAAGGUGGAGUUCACCAGUCUAUAUGGGAAGGCGGGUGCAAGAGGAGCAGACAUGGAAACAAGUGGGGAACUGGGAAAGCAUUCAUCACCAGAAGAAGUACAAUCAAGCACAAUGUUACCAGGGGGUUUCACUGAGGAGCCUUUGAAGGAUUUGGUGUCUUCUCGUGCCAGAACAGAAAUGCUGGACAGGGACAGCUCAGAGUCCCCUUCUGGUUUUGCCACAGAGUUCACCUCAACAAAGUUUCAAGCUUGGAGCAAGGUGGAGAGCAAAAGCAGGGAGUCAGAAGAGAGAGAGUCUUCCUCAUGGUUUAAGGUCCCAAAGGUCACCUUGAAGCCACAUGCCACAGGCUUCCUCCAGAUAACUCCAGAGGCUUCUCCUCAGGCCCAGCGGAAAGGUGAGGUAGGGGGUGAGGCAGAUGUCUCCGGGUCUUUCUGCCUCCACACCUCAGGGCUCGACUUUACCACCUCGCAAAUGACCGAAGAGCACCAAAUCUCUUCCUCCGAGGAGGGAACUGUCACCAUGGUGACAAAGACUACCAGAAUCACCCAGCACCUGGCUGAAACACGAACAGACGAGUCUUCAACGACCACAGCAACAACAAAAACAACAACAGCAGCUCACCAGGUGUCAAAGUACUGAAGAUGCUGGAAUGGUAUCUUUAAUGUAUUUUACUUUUCUUGUUAUUGUUGUUUUGUUUUUCUGUGAGGUUGCAGUGUUAAUAUAAAGUAAACCUCUAAUAAAAGCACAGUUUAUCCUCAAAUUAAUUAUACAUUUGUUUUUCUUCUGACCUGUAGUGCUGUUUAUCUACUGAACUUUUUUGAACUGAUUAUUUGUGGGCUCCGUGCUCCAGCUAAUAUCACCAAAACUGGGCAACUCUAACCAAAUCAAUUUAGAUGGAUAAAUAGUACCAGAGGAACACCAUGUAUAUUAAUUUGGGGUUCAUCUGUGCCUUAACAUUAAAAAAAAAUUAUAUUUUAAUAGAUGAUGUAUGAAUGUGAUGAACUACAAUAACAUUACAUCAAGUGGUAUUAUUGUCAUUAUUACAGCUAAAGGUUACUAUAUACUUCCUUUCCUCAUCUUACAUGUGACGACGUUUUUUCUUACGGUUUGUUAGUUUAGUCCAAGUUAUUUAUCAGAUUUUGUUUGGUUUUUAAAGGUUUCACUCUGAAUGUAAACAUGUCUGACUGCUUCAUUAUUUAUUUUUGUUUUUGUGUUUGAAAUGCGCUGGAAAGAGUCUUUUACUCACAUCGACUUCAUGGUUCAGGAUUCAGUUUCAUGAUCAUUUAAAAAUAUUUCAUUAUGAACCAUCACAACGUAGGCCAGAGGAAUAUUUAUGUAAAUAAAACAAUAUAAUUGCUUUUUUUUGAAGCUGUUUCAUUUUCAGUUCAUAAUGUAUUUUCAUAUU
Molecule: messenger RNA, 5757 nt
Organism: Oreochromis aureus
Lineage: Eukaryota; Metazoa; Chordata; Actinopteri; Cichliformes; Cichlidae
Product: neuroblast differentiation-associated protein AHNAK-like
Exons: 2
Coding region: 21-4991 (1656 amino acids)
Biological process (GO): regulation of RNA splicing
Cellular component (GO): nucleus; cytoplasm
Source: RefSeq, a predicted model, not a curated record